AUGGCAAAAGACCCUGAGGCCUUUCCCGGAAAAGACUACCAUGACCCACCUCCGGCACCGCUUUUCGACACCGUCGAGCUCACCAAAUGGUCCUUCUACAGGGCUCUCAUCGCCGAGUUCAUUGCCACGUUGCUAUUCCUUUACGUAACCAUCGCAACUGUCAUUGGCUACAAAAUCCAGAGCGAUACCAAAAUGAAUGGCGAAGUCUGUGGUGGCGUUGGCGUUCUCGGAAUUGCUUGGGCCUUCGGCGGAAUGAUCUUCAUCCUUGUUUACUGCACUGCUGGGAUUUCCGGGGGUCAUAUUAACCCGGCGGUGACAUUCGGGCUGUUUUUGGCUCGCAAAGUGUCAUUGAUUCGAGCAGUGCUGUACAUGGUGGUUCAGAGUCUUGGAGCUAUCGCUGGUGUUGCGCUGGUUAAGGCUUUGAAUUCUUCCUACGAGACUUAUGGUGGUGGUGCUAACGAGCUCAGUGCUGGGUACAGCGCAGGCGUUGGAUUGUCUGCUGAGAUUAUCGGCACCUUUGUUUUGGUCUACACUGUUUUCUCUGCUACCGAUCCCAAGAGGAACGCCAGAGAUUCUCAUGUUCCGGUUUUGGCUCCACUUCCAAUUGGAUUUGCUGUUUUUAUUGUUCAUUUGGCCACCAUCCCAAUCACUGGCACUGGAAUCAACCCUGCUAGGAGUCUUGGAGCCGCUGUCAUCUACAACCAGGACAAAGCUUGGGAUAAACAUUGGAUAUUCUGGGUGGGACCCUUUAUCGGAGCGGCCAUCGCGGCGUUCUACCAUCAGUUUAUCUUGAGAGCAGGAGCUGCUAAGGCUCUUGGAUCAUUCAGGAGCAACCCUCAUGUUUGAGAACUUUUCUUUGAA
This is a messenger RNA of Ziziphus jujuba (common jujube), 861 nucleotides long. RefSeq names its product probable aquaporin PIP2-1. The record is from RefSeq and is marked provisional. Lineage: Eukaryota; Viridiplantae; Streptophyta; Magnoliopsida; Rosales; Rhamnaceae. Gene Ontology annotation, molecular function: water channel activity. Gene Ontology annotation, cellular component: plasma membrane. Gene Ontology annotation, biological process: transmembrane transport.